This is a messenger RNA of Gallus gallus (chicken), 11333 nucleotides long. It is a transcript of the gene TES, whose product is annotated as testin LIM domain protein. Bases 8778 to 10019 code for a protein of 413 amino acids. The transcript is spliced from 7 exons. Lineage: Eukaryota; Metazoa; Chordata; Aves; Galliformes; Phasianidae. Gene Ontology annotation, molecular function: zinc ion binding. The record is from RefSeq and is a predicted model, not a curated record.
GGGGGGAAUAGGAAAAAAUGAAGAUUUAAUGCUUUAUUAGAGACUGCAAGAACAAACAGUCCAGAUUUCAUCCCUGUCUUUCACCUCAGUGAUCUUUUUAAAAUGAAUCAGUAGGCAGCAGACAUGUUUUGUACAGUCCUGCUGACAGCAUGGUCUCGUGUUCUAUUAGGGAGAAUAAGGGGCUAGCAUUGAGACUGUUCUGUAUAAGCUUUCACAGAAUAAUACUUGCUUUGUAAAAGGAACUUUGUGCUGGGGAGAGGGCAAAGGAGUUUGAGGGAAGAGGUCUCAAGUGUGGAGUGUCUGCGUGAUUUUCAAUGUGCAUGAGGCUUGGUUUGUUAGAGUGGGAAGAAAACACUAAGAAUUCUGUAGACAUCAUUAAGUUAACAACUGUACUGCUCUCUGAUAAGUGAAUGGUGAAUAAAGUAUUCUUAGGAGCAAAGUCAACUUUCUCAUCUUUUAGCACAAUUUAGUAAUGUUUGUUGGGCUCUGCUUCCUGCUUACAUCACUCGUUACUGUUUGUUUUGGUGUUACUGCUGUGGAAACCCAUGAUAGGAGAGGUGGGGUUCUUUCUGUUUGUUUUUUUUCUUAUGUAUGGUAAAAUCAAGGAAAUGCAGAAUUCACACACAAAUGAGUUUAAUUUGGCUCCAAGAAGUACAGAAACAAGCAUGAAGACGUGAGAAGAACUGGUUACAUUUCUUUAACAACUGAAGUGCUUUCUGUUGUGUCUUGGUGUUUUUUGUGCAUUUUGUGUUUGUUCUGGGAUUUUUAUGUUUUUUCUUUACCUUCAAACUUAGUGGGGAGAGAAGUGAGAAUAUCGUACAGGUAUGAUUUGUUGCCUGGAAUGCCUUUCACAUUUAUUUCUUUUCUUGUCAUUUGCAGAUAUCAGGUUUGCAAAGAAAGCAGUGCUAAAUUAAACUUUUUUUUUAGUUCUGUGGUGAAAGUAUUCCCUGGGUAUUUGACCAUAAAAUAUAAUGACAUGCCUGGAUAGUAAGCCAAGGAACUCCUGCCAUGUAGAAGUGCAUAACUUCUGAGAUUAGGUAAAACUUUCUUCAGCUAGCAUAACUGUAAACAAAGUAUUAAUCAGUGAGUUGUUUUUCAUUAUGACCUUCUGCCAUUAAAGGAACAAAGAGCUUUUUCUGCACAUUUUCCUGGAAAAAAAAAGGAACAUUUUCUUUCCUCUAGGUAAAAUGAUAACAAUGGCAACUAGUGAGUCGCCAUCAGGAGUGAAACUUUCUUGGAAGAAGUAGCUAAAAAUGCACUGCAUUCCUUUCACAUGAGUGAAUAAGUUCUGUAAAUUGGUGACUUCAUCUUAGCAAAUACAAAUCUUCCAAGUGGUGUGGGGUAGAUGUAAAAUAUACGUUGUGAAUUAUAACACAUACAGCAAGAUAUAUUUGAAAUAGAUAUGCAUGGUUAUAGAUGUGAUUUGUGUAUGUUAUACUGUGUGCAUAUAUCUUCUGCUGCCAUGAAGAGUUAGUGAGGUUCUUUUAGAUUCUAGAGUCUUACAGGAAGAGUGGGGCAGUGAAGACAGAAAGAUUGUGCUUGUUAUUUUGGGUCUUAGAUGUGGUCAAGAGAAUAAGGUGGUAUCUGUUGCACCCAUUCAACAUCAUGUUAAAUGUAACUGUGCUUCAGGCACUGCUCUAUGUGCAUCUCUGGUCUGUUAUUGUCUUCAUCCCUCUUUGUGCCUUGCUUUUAGUCUGAGGCUAUCUAGCUGCUGCUUGUGAAUGCAUUGGCUUGGGCCAAGGGGAGGGAGAAGAGAGGAGGAAAAGCAAUAAAACCAAUUUUCCUGCAAGACUAAAGAUCCUAGUAAGUAUGUAGAUUUGCAGGUCCAAAAAACAAAUAUUAGAAGAUAUUUGGGCAAAAGCACAGAUUUAAAGGUAAAAUACACAUGUAUCAUGAAAAUGAAUACCUCGCUUCUUUGAUUACUACUCCUAUUUUAAACAAAAUGACAGAUCUAUCUUUAGAAUGCCUCUUUUAAAACAGGUUGUUGGGAGGAGCUGGACUUGGUAGACUUAAAAUAACUUUCAUUAAUCUUUAGGAAAGCUGGCUGGCCUGUGGCCUAUAAGUUGGGUGUAUUAUCAAAUGUAAGGCCCUUGCGUGGUCGCAGGGGCUUUUCUAGAAGUGAAGGUGCAUCUGAGAUUCCUUGGGGCUUUAGCACACUCAGUAGCCCAUGGUACAAGCCAUGAUCUGUCUGUAAAGUAAUUCUGGUAGUGUCUCCAUUGCACUUGUCCAUAUGCAUGAUAACUGUAAAGCUGUCUACCUACCAUAAGGUCUUUGUGGACAGCUUGAGAGUACUCACCAUUUCUUGUUAUACAUGUUAUUGUAAGCCACUCAACUGAAAGACUGGAAGUAAGAGGCAGUGCUUACUUGUGUUCUUGUGUUGGAUUAGUUUUUCCUGGUGACCUAUACACGUAAGCCUAGGCCUUCCAGGAAGAGCAACAGAGAAAGGAUGGUAAAUCUUACUUUGCCUUCAGAGCAUUGGGUGGUAGAUGGUACUCUACUAUAAACCCUACUGUACUGUAGGGUUUUUAGAGACAGUGUCACAGUGUGUGUCAACGACACUGAAACUUUGUUAGCAUCAUAUGGGACUUUGUGAGGGGAAAAAACUCCACUUGUGCUGAGGUCUUUAAUAGCUGAUAGUCUUUUGACAGUAGACUGUAGUAGUGCCUUAAAUAUUUAUAUUCCGAGCUGUUUGAUAUUUAGCAAAGACAUCACAAUAAAAUAAAUUCUUAGUACUUGUGUGCUGUCAUAGUCUGCUGCAGUUCCUUGAUUUAUCCUUAUGUUUGUCCUGCUCAGAUUAUCUUUCAAAUAUCUUUCUUGGAUGGAGGCACUUUUUGGCAUCCCUCUUCCUGUGCAAAUAUUCUUCCUUACAAGAGCUUCUGCAUCUUAAUCCUAGUCAAAUUUUCCCUAGAAAUAAAUUCAUGCUUAAAGAAAAGCUAGAACAGAUUUGCCAUCAAUUAAAAUUUGUUAUGUUAAAUAACAAAUAUAGAGUGGUCUAUGCAGUAUUUUUCAUUAGAGAUCUCUUUCUCUAUUCUCAUAGUGUUCAUAGAAGUCUUAUGAGGGAGCCUGGAUAUAAAUGUUUGUGUUUUUUUUUCCCACACCAUUCUGGAAUUACAAGAAAUAAACUUUAAAAACUGAAGAAAAUUACAUUAAAUCUAUUUCAAAUUCCAGUUUGUUUCCCAACCAGAGAAGUCACCUGCAUGUAUAGAGUUCAGUAACAUAAGAUCAGGUCUCAGCAAUAAAGCAUGCACAGCACAUACAAUUUUUUCUUGAUGAGAUUUUGUUCUCUUUCCCUCCCACCCCCAUGCUUGGCUUUGACCUUGACUUUUUCUGGAAGUUUUCUAAGCUACAUUAGAAUCUGUUAAAGACAUCAUCUGUUAUGCUGUACUUCUUUUUUUCUGUUGUGUGUUUGUUUUGUUCCCCACUCAUAUUCGAGUGAGUUAAUAGCCCAGUAAUCUUCAGACCAGAGGAGUCCUGCUCUGUUAUAGUGAACUCAAGAAUGGCUUUAGCAGAAAUUGUUUCUGUUCUCGGAAUGUUGAGGGACACAGGAGAAAGAUCUACUAAAGAACAGUGAAAAUUCCUUAACCCUGUGCAGGGUUCUGCUCAAGUACUGCAACAACACUGACUGCUUUCUCGCUGUAUAGCCACAACCUUUCAAAUUGAGACAGGUCUCCUGCAGUGGAAUUACAUCCAUUCAGCAGUGGCUGGGUGUGGGAAUUGUGCCACACUAUCCCUGGCAAGCUGAAAGAUGGAUCGGAUCAUCUGCCAGGUGAUGCAUGAGUCCCCUCAUGGGGAGAGGAAGGGUGAGGAAGCAAACCCCUAGCUUGCUCUGGUCUUCUGGUGAGACUCACAGGAUGUAAAAGAAACCUUGUGGGAGAAAUGUCAAGUUGAACUUCUCCUUUCUUCUUUUCUUUUUUUUACAGCUUCCUCUCUCUGAACUUCUUAUCAUUGCACUUCAGCAGUUCCUCUUUAAGCAGGCAAGAAGUCUGUGCAGCUAGUGUUAUUUGAAGGCUAUAUUUGUUGUACGUUGACUGUUAAAUAAUAACAAAAAUAAAGAUUUCCAGUUUCCUGGUACCAUUUGUACUUAAUUAGUGGGAGGAAAUAGAGGAGAGAAAAUUGGGCUCUAAUCAUCAUGCAGUGAUAGUACAAGACAGUAGACAGAAGCUCCACAGUGAGGAAUUCUGAUCAGACAGAUUAAUUCCUGUCUGUGGCCCAGCACUGUAGUAGGUUGUUGAAUGUGCAAAAUGAACAAGGUCUCUGCCAAAUCUGAUUUAGCUGCACCUGUUCUUUCUGAGUAGCUGGAUGACCUCCAGAGAGCCCUUUCAACUUUAAAUCAUCUAUCAUCAUUAAAAGCAAGUAUAUGCAAGCUUUGAAAAUUACUGCUGUGAGAUUUCAUUUUAAUUCACCCAAGAUUUCUUAGGGCUCUUUUUUUUUCCCCUGCAAUUAUCAACAGUAAUCUUGAGUUUUGUAGCAUUACGUUCUUCUAACUACCAGAAGAUAAUUCUCCAUUCAUCACUACUAUUUUUUGUGCCACAGUGCUGCCAAGUUCAUUCAACAUAGGAGCAAAUUUAUUGUACAACCUUAUCAGUAUUUUACCACAUAGGAGAAGCCAGAGCUGGUGAAACAUAUUUUGAUUCAUAUCAGCCCAUAGGCUUCAUCAUGAUCUGUUUGUGUCUAUGAUUAUUCUGUAGCAUCCCAUAUCAGGAGAUGCUGUUGUCCUAUCCUCUUUAAAUCUAUUACAUAUAUAUGAAUACAAAUUAUGAAAUCAUAAUUUUAAAAAGAAGCCAGACUUAAGCACUUCCCAGAGGGUUUAACUUAAUAGGAUUGGGAAACAGGAUCUCUUAGACUUUAAUUCUUGGUCAUUUUCAAUGAAGUUGAUCAUAAACACUUGUUCUAAUCCAGGCUUAGACUAAUUUAUAGUAACUGCAAUGUUUCUUUUACUCAUCCAGGCAAACUAUUGGACAUUCAAAUUGAACCAUUUAGAUUUUUAAGACAACAAUAAGCUUCUACAAGUGGCUCUUCUAAAGUUAGCCAACUUUUCAUGCUGGAUUCCAGCAUACUCUGAAGGAGGGCAAACUCCAGUAAUUCUCACUUUGCUGCAACCAUUUAAAAUUCUUUACCCUUGAACUAUUUAAUCAUGAUCUCAGUCAUAUUUAUAUCAUUUUCCAUACUCAGGCUAUUUAAAUCCAUAUUGGCUAUGUUAGUCGUACCAGAUGGUUUUAGAUAGCUUUUGCUGUAAAAUGAAAAUUAAUGGCAGUAGGCACACAAAUCUCUUUCUGGCAGAAUUCCAGUUGACCUAUCUGGGCCGCUUCUCCCAUGAUUCCAUUUAUGGGGAAAAUUGAUUCCAUCCUGUACUCAGAUGUACACUCCCCUUCUAGUGUGUGCUCAGCUCACUGUAAUUCUGGGUCCUCCAUCUCAGCACCAGUUGUGUCUGUAGGAAGGCCUGGGGAAUAAACAUGGGCAAGCAGCAAUGAUGAAGCACAAUGAAUUUUAGGUGCUGAGAAUUUCCUGAGUUACAGCAGAAUCAGCUACUGGAAAGCAACACUCACUUCUGGGACUGAUGCUUCCUUACCACUGAAACAGAUCCUGUUAUGGCACUGUAUUUGAUGUACGCUGUUAGAUGCCUCCAAACUCAAAACUCCGUGUCUGCAAAUGCUAUUUUAUAUCCUUAGUAUUUUGGCAUGUGGUUACCUAGUUUCUCACUCAGAACAAAGGCAGAAGCUGAAACUGAAUGUGGAAUAACAUCUGAUUCAAUUCUGAGAGUGCCUAUUAAUUUCAAGCUAAACAUCUAUAAGAUGACCAGGCAACAUGGACAAGACCAUCCUUCUCUUUUGCAGCAAACUGAAGAACGUGCAUCAGAACAAGUCUGUCUUGUUUACUAAUUCAGUUUAUUUGCCUUAAGUUACAUAAACAUAUCCUUGAUGUGCUUUAUUUUACUGGGGAGGGAAUGUAAAAUCCUACGUCACUGAAGAUACUGGUGUUGAGAACGAUGACAGUGCAAGUAGGCUGGCUGGAUGCUGUCAGCUCAGUUGGGAUAGGGAGUGUAUUUUGGGUGGAGCACUUGAGGAGAAGAAUCUUGUGCUGCUCAACAAAUAAUCUCUACUUGUUUUUAGCCUGAAAGACCCUUAAAUGUUAGGAGGUUUGGGAAUAGUGUAUUUGCUUGUGAAAGCCAUUCUUUCUCUUGCUCGUAUUUGAUUGUUUUGGGAAUUCUUCAAAUGUUAAGGCCAUUUCUAGGUAUACUGCGCAGUAACUCUUCAUACACUAGUGAAGUUAGGUUUCUGUGCCUUAUAACACUGCAAUAAAAUAAUAAUUACUUCUAUUCUGCCUUCUCUCUUAAAAAAUAGAAAUAAAAAAAUUAAGGAGAUAAGAGCUUGAGCAUAAGAAAGUACUGCUGGUUUGGGGUAGCAACUGUAGAGAAUGGGUUAAUAUUUUCUUUGUGUUUUUGAGAGGCAAUUGCAAUCACACUUCAAAUUAAGCACUCCUCAAGGAUGUUUUUUUUAAAAAGAAAAACAAAACAGAACAAAAAAAUCCUAUCCUGAAAAUAGCAACAAUUAUGUCGCUUUAGUUUCCUUAUUAGAGAACUGUAUGGCAAACAGGCAUUGAACCAGAGGGAUUAUCACGUUACAAAGAAGAAAUGAAAUAAAGAGCUCACCCAUGUCCUGGGCUCAUGGAAGGGCUCCAAGAGGAGUGAUCUCCAGAUAGAGAUCCUUCCUUCUUGGGAGUCAGCCCUUAAAUGGGGUCUAGGAGGGGGGGAGCCUGGCUCCACCCCUUCCGGUCACUCAGGUGUUCACCUGUGCCCCUGCAGCUGACUCAGCACUCGCCUCAGGUGGUCAGUCAGAGGUUCAGGCUGUGAUUCAACAGUUCCCAUACAGAGAAUGUCUAAGCCAACGUUUUGUUCUUUAUGUAUCCAAUAUAGAUCAAAAAUAUAUAUAUAGUUGAGGAAAAAAAUAACUAUUUCAUCUUUAAAGUUAUCGUAGACCCAUAGAAUGGCUUGGGUUAGAAAGGACUUUAGAGAUCAUUUAGUUCCAACUUCUCUGCCAUGGGUAGAGUUGUCAGCCACUAAAUCAAGGCUGCCUACAGCCACAUCAAGCCUGGCCUUGAGCACCUCCAAGGAUAGUGCAUCCACAACUUCUCUAGGCAGCUCUGCCAGGGCCUCACCACCCUUUGAGUAAAUAAUUUCUGCCUAACAUCUAACCUAAAUCUUUCCUCUCUUAGUUUGAAACUGUUCCCCCUUGUCUUAUCCCUGUCAGACUGUGUGAACAGUCAGCCUCCCUACUGUUUACGAGCCCCUUCUCAAGCACCAGAAGGCUUCAAUGAGGUUUCCCCAUAGCCUUUUGUUCUUUUUUCUUGUCUCCAACCCAAGUACAGCACCUUGCAUUUGGACCUCUUGAACCUCACUAGGUUCCUGUGGGCACUUUUCUCAAGCUGUGUUUAUUUUGAGUGUCUACUGAUCUGCCUUCAUGUUAGCUCAUCUGUGUGAACUUCUUGAGCCAUUAGGCUUAGGCUUCCUUUCACAUAGAAGAAAUAAAUAAUUUCACGUCUCUCUGCCUGUCCUUGCACUUGCAAGCAGUAGCUGGAUAGCUGCUAAAGUGCAACUUCUUCCCAAAUAAUAAUCUUCAGGAAGACUUGUAGUUUUCUUAGGAUUAUCUUAUUGCUAUGAAGGCAGUGAUCCUUCAAAUAGAAAAUGAUUGAAACAGUAGCUGUGGCAUUGUUUCUUGUGCUCUCUUGAGUAAGUGGCUUGCAAGUAAUAUGUUCCUUCACUUUGGACAGAAGCAAGUUGAAAGAUGAACUGCUUAUAUCCUUGCAGAUUAAACUACAAUUUCAUUAUGAAAAAAAAACUUGCAUCACCACAUUUAAUUAAUGCUUGCAUUGUAUUAUUGUUGGCAGAACUAAGAUUAGUACUAGAACUUACCAUAGAAUCAUAGAAUGGCCUGGGUUGAAAAGGACCACAAUGCUUUGUUGUUUUUUUCUUUCAUGGUAAAUUAUGUCAGACUGGAAGUGAGCUGUCUCCAUCGUGAAUACUGUCCCUCCCAAAGAGUAUGCUCACAGCCUGCUGGAAGUGUUCUUCAUGCCUGGGAGCAGUGCAUGGGAGUAUGGGCAUGGGUUACCCUCUGCAUGGGCAGCAGCCUGCACACUCAGCUGUGACCAUGGUUGAUUUAAGAGUGGUGAUUCCCAAAGGUUUAGAGAGCUGGAAUGAGGCAUUGAAAUUUAGUAUAUUGUUUAAAUGCAUAAGUUAUGGUGCUUGAUAUCUGUUUCUCACCUCAAACUUUUCGGUGCUGCUCGCUAUCCACUUAAAUGUGCCAAUACAUCGAUAUACUGUGUGAAUAUUUGGCCUCUGUUAUGCACUGGUUUUUGUAUUCUCUCAAAUUACUUCUGUGUUAUAAGUUGGUUGUGUGUCUUUUUAAUUAUUUCACAGUGAAACACUGUGUAUCAUUUAUGGUCAUUGUUUUCACUAACUGCUGUUCAUCUUUCUCCUUGGGAAGUAAGCUGGUAUUAGUUCAACUGAAACAAAAUUAUAAAAGGUAUGUUCUGGUCUCCAUCACUGUCAGAGUAGUUUCAAAAAUAUUAUGCUAAUCACUUAAAUGUUUUCUUUAUUUUUAUCUGAUGCUCGGGCUAUUGAUAUCAAAGUAGAGUCUGUUUAUUUCUUGAUCUUCUGUAUUUUGUCAAGUCAUAUGCUGCAGAUCACUUUGUCCUGACAGCUGGAUUAAAUACCUCUGAACUUGGACUUGAGGUUUUACAGCUUCGCACUGUGGUUUCACAGCUACAGACAGAGCUGUAAGAUGGGCUUGGGCCAUGAACAGGGAUUUGGUGCCCCCUGCUUAAAAUGCAAGGAUAAGUGUGAAGGAUUUGAGCUUCAUUUCUGGAGAAAAAUAUGCCGCAACUGCAAGUGUGGCCAGGAAGAGCACGAUGUCCUCACAAGCAAUGAAGAAGACAGGAAAGUGGGGAAACUCUUUGAAGAUACAAAAUAUACGACUCUUAUUGCAAAGCUGAAAAAUGAUGGCAUUCCCAUGUAUAAACGUAACGUAAUGAUUCUGACUAAUCCAGUGCCAGCCAAGAAGAACAUAUCCAUCAACACUGUGACCUAUGAGUGGGCUCCUCCUGUUCAGAAUCAGACACUUGCUAGACAGUAUAUGCAGAUGCUACCAAAGGAGAAACAGCCUGUUGCUGGCUCAGAAGGCGCUCAGUACAGGAAGAAGCAGUUGGCUAAGCAGCUGCCUGCUCACGAUCAGGAUCCUUCAAAAUGCCAUGAGCUAUCCCCCAAUGAAGUUAAACAGAUGGAACAAUUUGUGAAGAAGUACAAAAAUGAAGCACUUGGUGUAGGAGAUGUGAAGCUCCCUGGUGAGCUGGAAACUAAAGCAACUGACAAGAAUAACGUGAACAGUGGGGACAGAAGUACCUCAGCUGCUGUAGGAGCAAUGGAGGACAAGUCAGCAGAUCAGAAGGCAUCUCAAUACUCCUGCUAUCGCUGCAAGCUGAACAUGAAAGAAGGUGACCCAGCUGUCUAUGCAGAACGUGCAGGAUAUGACAAAUUGUGGCACCCAGCUUGUUUUGUCUGUUGUACCUGCAGCGAACUUCUAGUAGACAUGAUCUAUUUCUGGAAGAAUGGCAACCUGUACUGUGGAAGACAUUAUUGUGAUAGUGAAAAACCCCGCUGUGCUGGAUGUGAUGAGCUAAUAUUCAGCAAUGAAUAUACUCAAGCAGAAGGUCAAAACUGGCAUCUGAAACACUUCUGCUGUUUUGACUGUGAUUGUGUUUUGGCUGGAGAAAUCUAUGUCAUGGUGAAUGACAAGCCAGUCUGCAGACCAUGCUAUGUGAAGAAACAUGCUGCGAUCUGCCAAGGCUGUCAUAACGCUAUAGAUCCAGAGGUUCAGCGUGUGACCUACAACAACUUCAAUUGGCAUGCUACACAGGAGUGUUUCUUGUGUUCCUGUUGUAGCAAGUGUUUAAUUGGCCAGAAGUUUAUGCCAGUGGAAGGGAUGGUCUUUUGCUCAGUGGAAUGUAAGAAGAAGAUGAUGUCUUAAGGGGUGACAUGCAGAAAACUAAGCAUUGCUCUGUUCCAAAGGCAUUUGCAUUUCUACUGUAAAAUACGUAGAAUUGUGGCAUUUAAGGUUAUGGAAAGUACUAACUAGCAUUUUCCCAAAGAUUUUUUUUUUUUUUUAGUGACUAAUUCAUGUCCUGUAAUCUUGAUUCCUUAGCUGUAACGUUUUAUUCUUUGGGAUCUUGCCCCCGAGUCUUAUGUCAAGUGUCUUCAUAUCCCAGAACUGUAGGAAAAAGUAUGUUAUGAACUCUACACACUUUAGGGAACUCUUCACUAUGAAGGAUCUUUUCACUGUGUCCUUUGUAAUGAAAGAAGAAAAUGUGAAUGUGCUCCAUUUUUUUUCUUAUACAACCAUGUUGCUUUUCCACUUUCAGUUUGACAAGUUAUUUAUGUCUCAGUUUCCCUGCUUUCAUCAAGCACUUUAGACAAGAUGAUCAGCUUUACUGCCACAUACAGUUUUGUUCACUAGACCUCAAGUGGGCAGGGAGAAUGAAGUUGUUUUGUUUUAAAGCUGCAUGUAGUUUGUUGUUUUUUUUGCUCCUGGUUGACACAUGGGUUGUUGAGAAAUAGGAACUACUCUCACAUCUAGUUUGUAAAGUACCUGCAUCACUGAAAAACUGGUUUGUCUCAUGUUUCUUCUUACUACUUUUCAUGUGCAGUUUUCAUGUUAUGAAUAUUGAAGUUACUUUGCAAGGGUUUCUUUUGCUUCUAUCUUUUGUGAGUUUUUGGUUUGGUUUGGCUUUAUGGUUGCUUUUGCUUGUUUGUUUUGGAGGGGAGGGAUGACGGUGGAGAAAAUCUAAGGGGACAUCCUACCCAAAUUAAAUAAAAAUCCACUACAACUUGUGGAUCUGGCUUCUGCUUCUCAUGAAUGUUCUUUUUGCAUAUUGUGCCUUCUGUCGGAGAAACACAGCACAGGGGUACCGUAUGCAUUCCCAAGUAAGUCAUACUGCAAAAGGUUUGUACUUAGGCUUUUGAAUUGUACGUUCUUAACCAAAGCAGAAAGAAGUCUCAACUAGAAGGCUUCCAGUUUUUGAAUAAAAAGUUCACUCUUAUGUAUCUCCUUUGCUUAUUAGAUAAGCCAAAUAAAUUGAUUCCUGUGGUGUUUGUCUUCUUUUCCUCCCCUUAAAGGAUUACAGAUCUACAGUGAGAUUUGUUUGCUAUCUCUGUGCCGAAGAGGGAAUCUUUAGCCUCAAAAAAAGAAAAAAAAAAUACUAUGCAAAGUUUGAUGUUCAGCUUUAAGUUUGAUGAUGCUGAUAUUGUAACACUUACAAAUAAACAUUGGUAUUGCUCACUUGAA